Messenger RNA from Mobula hypostoma (lesser devil ray), 1093 nucleotides. RefSeq names its product ER membrane protein complex subunit 9-like. The record is from RefSeq and is a predicted model, not a curated record. NCBI's taxonomy places the organism in Eukaryota, Metazoa, Chordata, Chondrichthyes, Myliobatiformes, Myliobatidae. Bases 331 to 960 code for a protein of 209 amino acids. Gene Ontology annotation, cellular component: EMC complex. The transcript has 6 exons.
AAAAUGGCCGCUCUCUCCGCCGGUGGUUGCUAGGCGGCCAUUUUGUGGAGCGGUGUAGUUCGAGUUCCGCGGGACCGGGCACCGAAGGCCACCGGGAAAUCCAGGAAAAAGCGGCUGAACCCUCCCGUGCGGACCCCAACUCAAUCCGUUCCUGCCCCGCCCCCUCUCUCUUGCGAUUGGCUGCUGCUGCGACUGCCCGACCAAUCAAAGACCAGGCAACAAGAACCCCCUUCGUAGUUCUGUCCAAUCGCCGCCGGACUUCUGCCGUCAAUCAAUCCGCUCAGGCCAAUCGGCCAAAGAAGGCCGCUUGCCCAGCCCCUUCCAGGAGAGAUGGUGGAAGUGGAGAUCUCGGCCAGGGCCUACGUGAAAAUGCAGCUGCACGCGGCCAAGUUCCCGUCCCGGGCAGUGAAUGGGCUGCUUCUGGCUGAGAGGGCCCCGGAGGUGGGGAGGGGCCAGUGUCUGGUGCUGACGGACUGCGUGCCCCUCUUCCACAACAGCCUCGCCCUCACCGUCAUGCUGGAGGUGGCCCUCAAUCAGGUAGACCUCUGGAGUGCCGCCAACAACCAGGUGAUCGCCGGCUACUACCAGGCCAAUGACCAGCUGCGGGACAGGAGUCCCAACCUGGUCGCAAUGAAGAUUGGGGACCGUAUAGCUGAACACCUGGGAGGAGCCGUGCUGAUCACGCUGGACAACACUAAGCUGUCGGGCGAGUACAGUGGGCCAGCCGUUGUCGUGUAUGAGCGCCAGGACAACAAGUGGACGCCCAAAGACAAGAACUUGGUGAUGUGGCAGGACUGGGUGGUGACGCGCUCGGUGCUGAGAGAGCUGAUGACAGCCCGGGCCUAUGGCGGGCUGGUGGACUUCGAUGACCACCUGGAUGAUAUCCGCCGGGACUGGACCAACGCACCCAUCAACGACAAGGUGGAGGCACUGGCUGCUCCCUCCAACCACGCCGUAUGACCUACGGGUGGGGGCUGGGCAGGAACCGCGCCCCUCAUUCGCCCCUCCCCUGCUGAGGUAGAGAUUCUGGGGGAGGGGGCAGGUGAGAGACGGGGUCUCUGUAACAGCCAAGAAUAAACAAAAUCACUCAGAA